CUCCAAUUUCUUUCAGGAUUUUUAAUAACGUUUACAGUUACUUGAAUUAGGUUCCUUUUUGAUUUAAUUAUACAUCUAUGGUAAGUUAAAGUCUGUGAUUUAUUCAGGAAUAAACAUAAAAUUAUUUUCGAUGUUUUGAAUUAAUAAAACUAUUGCGAAAUAUAAGCUGGUGUUUUAUUAUUCAAUUAUGUAAAUGUUGAAACAUUAGAACCUGAAGAAAUGUUUGAUCCUUAAUUAAUAACAGAUUACCUAAGGUUGUGCUAUUAAGUUCAGACUGAAGUCUUCUGAAGAAUAUUUUUCGCUAAUUAUGUAAUUUGCUUUUUAGAUAUUCAAUUGAUAUGACUCCGGACUUUUGUAUGCAAGUAAAGGAAGAAAUUACAAUUGAUGAAGAAGACUUUUAUGGGCUGGUAAAAAUUGAAGACGACGCCAGUGGUGAUCUAAGUAGCAGUGAAACUACAUAUGAACAAGCUGUGAAUGCUGCUGAAAUAAAUCAACGUCACUGUAACAUUUGCUCGAUAAGUUUUAUAAAUAACUCAAAGUUAAGUAUUCAUUUAAAUGAGUGUCAUGCAGAAGAUGAGCUUUUCCAAUGCAUUAUUUGCGGUUUUAAGUUUAAGGAAAAAUGGUACCUAACUAAGCAUAUGAGUGUUCAUACUGAAGCAAAUCAAUACCCGUGCAAUAUUUGUGAGCAAACAUUUCCUACAAAAGGACAAUUAGAUUCUCAUUUGAUAACUCAUUCAGACAAACGCCCUUUUAAAUGCACUUUUUGCAAUUUGGAUUUUAAAAGAAAAAAUGACUUAAAUGCUCACCGAAACAAACAUACAAAAGAAAAGCAGUACAGCUGUAAAAUUUGUAAUAAAAAGUUUUUAUAUCCAAACAGUAUACAAAAGCAUUUGAGCUCUCACUCAGACGAACGGCCAUUUCAAUGCGACUAUUGCAAUUCAACAUUUAAGACAAAAGGCCACUUAAACGUUCAUCGAAAUAAGCAUACGGAAGAAAAAGAGUACAAGUGUAACAUUUGUAAUAAAAUUUUCUAUGAUGCGGGAAAAUUGAGCACACAUUUGGUUAUCCAUUCAGACAAACGGCCUUUUCAAUGUGAGAUUUGCAAUGUAUUUUUCAAGAGAAAAAGUAGUUUAGAUGUUCACCGUAAUAAACAUACAAAAAAAAACAGUACCGAUGUAAAAUUUGUAAUAAAACCUAUUUAUAUCUAUCGAAUUUAAAUUAUCAUUUGAACUCUCACUCAGGUCAACGCUGUUUUCAAUGCGAGCAUUGCAACUCAAAAUUUAGCUCCAAGUCGAGCUUAAAACGGCAUCAAAAUAAGCUUACGAAGGAAAAAAACUAGAAAUGUAAAAUAUGUAAUAAAAGUUUUUAUGUUGCGGAUAAGUUGCGUACACAUUUGGUAGGUAUCGCAUUCGAACACUUACUAAAUAUUCAAAUAUAAUUACGACAAGCAGACUGUAAAAUUGGUCUUAACCAUCAUAUGUUGUAUUUAUGUAGUUUUCCUGAUCAUUAGAACUGGAUUCCUGAUUUUGAGCGGUAACUUCUUCCAAAUCUAUAAGAAUAUAAUUAUUUGUAAACAAGUUGCUCAUGUUGCAACAGCUGUAGGUACCACAGAGUAAGCAUGCUCGUGCCGGACAUUUUGAACAACAAAUAAGCCUCUAUUCUUUUCCCUGUUUAUGAGUCCAUUGUUUAGCUUUUGCACCAGCAGAGAAGACAAACAUACAAAAGAAAAACAGUAUAGCUAUAAGAUUUUUAAUAAAAGAUUUUUAUAUCCAUAUAAUUGAAAAGAGAUACGCAAUUUAUAUAAAAAUCCCCAAAUAAGACUUCGAGUGAUAAAAGCGUUUGUAUUCCACUUAGAUUCCAGUUACUAUAUAUUCAAAUGUGAUUACGACAUACAGACUGUAAAAUGUCCAUCAAUAAACACUCAUUUAUUUUA
This is a messenger RNA of Dendroctonus ponderosae (mountain pine beetle), 1933 nucleotides long. RefSeq names its product oocyte zinc finger protein XlCOF19. The coding region runs from base 339 to 1217 and encodes 292 amino acids. Gene Ontology annotation, biological process: regulation of transcription by RNA polymerase II. NCBI's taxonomy places the organism in Eukaryota, Metazoa, Arthropoda, Insecta, Coleoptera, Curculionidae. Gene Ontology annotation, molecular function: RNA polymerase II cis-regulatory region sequence-specific DNA binding; DNA-binding transcription factor activity, RNA polymerase II-specific. Gene Ontology annotation, cellular component: nucleus. The record is from RefSeq and is a predicted model, not a curated record. The transcript has a single exon.